AUUCAACAGUAGCUAAGCUUUUCAAUAGAAAAAAUAUCAAUAUUUACUAACAAUCAUGGGUGUCAGUUCCACUUUUAACUGAUGACCUAACAGGGUUUACCAGUUACAACGGUUUGUUAAACCCGGACACCAAGAGUAACACGCAAUUACAUUAACAAUUAAAAAUAAAAGACUUUAUUGCAAAUACCAAGGCAUCAAGUGAAGCAAUUAUAAAAAUCAAUGUGUUAUUGUGGAGGCUCUAUUUUUAAAAACAUGCGUAGUAUUUUUAACAGGCCUAAAAUAGGUUUGGAUUUAGUUAUUUAUUUAAAUUAUGUAGGGAUGUUAUUUUCAUACGUUAGAAAAACUAAUAUCUGAAAAUUGGUAAGUAGAUAUUAAAUCGCUGAUUUAGUUAUAGUGAUUUACAGUUGGACUAUACUGGACCUGAAUCUUGACCUAGAUUAGAAAGUAACAAGAAUUUAUAAAAGUUGAAAGCACAUAAUAAAAAAAAUCACACUUUUUUCAUUUCAGAAUAAUAACUAAAAAACUGUUCAGAAAACGAUUUUUCUCUUUAUGGUCGGUUUUGGCAAUUCUGUUCAAAAACAUUAAAUAAACUCUGUACAAAACAUUACUGACCUGACACUGUAGUCUUUUUAAGUCUAUAGUUUCACCACCGAACCCUAACAUCAAUUCGUUACAACUUGUCAUAAAUAAAACCACGGAUCUCCGAUAUAAAAUAAACAAAGUAAAUCCCACCAUAUAUGGCCCACGCACACACACAUCACGCUUCAGUAAUUAGAGUAUCAGUAAUAUCGAUCGAGCUAUUGAGUAACCACACACACAUACAAACAUUGUGGAAUCUUCACUAAUAGUACUGUCAAAGGUUAGGUCCGUGAGCACAAUUUUGAGUAACUUAGAGUAGUGAACGAAUUUACUUCAUAUAAAUAGGAUGCAGCAACGGUGAUAUGCACAUUCGUUGAUCAUCCCGUGGUAGCACAACAGCUUUUAAUAUGAAGCUGUUCAUCAUCUUAUCCGUCAUAGCUUGCAGCUAUGCUGACAAAUUGGAUAGGACGUACUUGCCUCCUGCAAGUGCGGGGACUGCUGGCGGUAGCCCAGGAGCUCUGACAGCACCUGGAGCUGAGUCUGGACUCUCUCUACCCAAAGGACCUUCGUUCGGACAACCCUCAGGAUCUCCUUUCGGCCAACCUUCCGGCCCAUCAUCUUUCGGCAAAGCAGGCUCGGGAUCUGGUAUUAACCAGGGCCCUAGUCAAACUGGAUCUCAAGCUGGACCUUUCGGCUCAGCUGGUUUUGGUCAGCCUUCCAAUGGACAACAACAAGGAUCGGGUUCUCCUAGCGGUCUGUAUGGUGCCCCUGCUGCUGGUUCUGGAAGCCCAGCCCCUGGUCAGGGUCCUAGUGGAUUUGGCCAGCCUAGCAAUGGACAGCCUAAACAAGGAUUUGGUGCUCCUAGCUCUCAGUACGGCGCUCCUGCUGGUUCUGGAAGCUCAUCCCCUGGUCAGGGUCCCUUUGGAUUCGGUCAAGCUGGCAAUGGACAGCCUGAACAAGGAUUUGGUGCCCCUGGAUCUCAAUACGGUGCCCCUGCUGGUUCGGGUAGCCCCGCCGCUGGUCAGGGCCCUACCGGGUUAGGUCAAGCUCCCGGCUUCGGUAACCAGAUAUCUCAAGACGCUCCCUUCGCCGGCCAGCAGCAACCCCAACGCGCUCAAGCCUCCGCUGACAGUACCGCUGAAAUCCUGAAAUACGAAAACCAGAACGACGGUGAAACUUUUGCUUACAGCUUCGAAACUUCAAACGGCAUUUCUGCUGAAGAAUCUGGUGUAGCUACCAACGGUGUUCAGGCCCAGGGCGCUUUCUCUUACACUGGUGAUGAUGGACAGCAGUACAGCAUUACGUACACCGCUGACGAGAAUGGUUACCAGCCAAUGGGAGACCAUCUGCCUACUCCUCAUCCAAUCCCUGAAGAGAUCCUGAAAUCUAUAGAAGAAAACGCCAGGGCUGCUGCAGCUGGUACCCAAGAAGGAGCAUACAACCCUGACGAAGAUAACGCACCCGUGGAGAACUACGGCGCCGCUUCCCCAUCCUACCAGGGUCAAGGUCAAAGCCCGUCAUCUCAAUUCGGAGCCCCCACCGCUUCUGGGUCCCAGGACUUCCCAGGACAGCGCGGUCAGGCGCCUUCUACUAAAUACGGUCCUUCUGCUUCCGGAUCUGGGCCUUCUGGUCAGCCCAGUCAAGGCCCUACUUCUCAAUAUGGAGCUCCUAGUGCUUCGGGAUCUGCUGGUUUCGGACCUCAAGGUAGCCAAAGUCCUUCAUCUCAAUAUGGUGCCCCUGCCUCAGCUGGACCCCAGGGUUCUUCUUCUCGUCCUGGACAGUCGCCCUCUUCACUUUACGGUUCUCCAUCUACUGGUCCUUCUGGUUCUCAGCCAUCGGGUCCUCAAGGAUUCCAAAACCAAGGAAACCAGGGACCAUCAUCUCAGUUUGGUUCUCCGUCUUCAUCUGCUUCUGGUCCAUCAAGAGCUCAACUUCAAGGAUUCUCUCAGGGUGGACAAGACUCAGGCUACCAGUACAACGCUCCUGGAUCUCAACCUACUCAAAAAGAUACUUUCUCGCAAGGUCCCGCUAGCCAAUUCGGUGCUCCUACUCCGUUUGGUUCUUCCGGUCCUUCAAGACCUCAAGGUUUCCCUGCUCAGGGCAGCCAAUCUCCUGCUUCUCAAUAUGGUUCCCCUGCUGCUAAUGGUCCUUCUGGCCAAUCGCAAGGAUUCCCUUCUCAAGGCAGUCAGGCCCCUACCAACCAAUACGGUGCUCCUUCACCUUCUGCGCGUCCCUCUGGUCAAGGAUUCCCAUCUCAAGGAAGCCAGUCUCCAUCUUCCCAAUACGGUUCCCCAGCAGCUUCCUCGGGCCCCAGCUCACAAUCAGGACCCCAAGGCUUCCCAUCACAAGGUGGUCAAGGACCAGCGUCGCAGUUUGGUGGCCCAGCUCGUGGCUCCUCUGGCCUCAAUGGAUCUUCUCGCCCUGGACAACAGGGCUCGUCAACCCAAGCUCAAGAUGACUCCGGAUACCAAUACGACAGGCCUCAGACUCAGUUUGGAAAACCACAAUCAGGACCAUUCGGUCAGCAGCCUGCAGCUCAAGGAUCCAGCUUCUCAAGACCUGCAGGACAAGGAUUCGGACCAUCAAGCCCUGCUGGUCAAUCAGGAUCUAACGGAUACUCAGCGCAAGGAUCUGGCAAAGGCCCCGCAUCAGGAUUUGGCCCAACAUCUCAGUCUUCUGGUCCUUCCGGAUCUGGUGCUGCGGGUUACCCUAGAGGACCCACUGGAUCUUUAUCUGGAAACGCUCCCUCUAUAGUCGGACAAGGCCAGGGAAGCCAAGGUUCCCAAUACUCAAGGCCUAGCGGACCUGCUGGGCAAUACUCGCCAUCGGGCCCAGCCGGCUCAGCUAGACCUGCUUCCGGCUCAGGACCCAGCGGUCAAGGAAACUUCGGCCCUGCAUCCCAGCGCCAGCCUGCUGGACCAUCGUCUUCCAACGCUGAAUCUGGUUACGAAUACAACCGCCCCGGAUCUCAGGGACCUCAGUCGAGCUUUGGCCCUUCAGGACAGAACCGACCCGGACAAGCCGCUCCUCAGGGUUUCGGUCCUUCGGGGCAGAACAGACCGGGCCAGUCAGGUCCUCAGAGCUUCGGACCUUCUGGACAAGACAAACCCAGCGAAAACUUCGGCGGUCCCCGUCAACCCCCGAGCUACAGUGACGAAGACGGAUAUAAGUACUAAAACCAAGGAUAGACUAAUUUAAUGACAUAAGAAAAGAAGCAUUAGAUAAAAAGUAAAAAAAAAAUGUUACCUACGCGAUACGCUUAUAAAUAUUCUGUACAUAUUUAUAAAAAUGUAUAGAAUUUAAUGUGGAGUCACUAUGUGAUUGAUAAAAUAUGUAAAUUAAAUAAACGAUGCAAAGCUA
This is a messenger RNA of Trichoplusia ni (cabbage looper), 3939 nucleotides long. RefSeq names its product spidroin-2-like (gene CPR12). The coding region runs from base 987 to 3755 and encodes 922 amino acids. Lineage: Eukaryota; Metazoa; Arthropoda; Insecta; Lepidoptera; Noctuidae. The record is from RefSeq and is a predicted model, not a curated record. The transcript has 3 exons.